CACCGCCUUUGAAUUUGAUGAAUAUCAUUGAACUAAGAAGAUACUCUCUGUAAAAACCCGUUGCAAGUUACAUUUCUGCAUUUCAAAGUAUCUUUUUUCUUCAGAUGAUAUCUCGAAUCUUUCUCUAUAUAAUGAUAUAUUUCAAUCAAUUAACUACAUAUAACCUUGCCAUGGAUAACAUCAAUUUAGUGAAAGCAAUCGAAACUUUUAAAUCACUUUUUUAGAAUCAUCUACAAUUCAAGAUGAUAUCAUCAAUAAAAAAGGUAAACAAUUAGCCGAACCUGAACUUCAUAUAUCAUAAAAUUCAAAUAGUAACUUUAGAAAAGUGAACUGAAUCUUUUCUAUUCACAAAUGAAAGUUUACAGCGAAAAUCGAUUUCACCUGUACUGCCAAAUAUUAUUGAAGAUCUUUAUGCACUUCUUAUUGAAUCGUAAAUUCUUCUUCAACAAAAAAAUAAUCACUUUUUAUUUUUCUUUUUUUAAAUAGAUUUUAACAAAUGACAUAUAUCGAGCAAAUUUCAUUAAAAAGGAAUCUUCAACUUAGUAAAUUAAUUUUUUUUCCUUCAAAAACAAACCCUUAUUUCAGAAAAAAUUUUCAUUUCUUACUCAUCUAUUUACUUCAAAAUUACAAAAUUUUUUUCAACAACAAAUUAAUCAAAUAGAAAAUGUUUUAAACGAUCAAAAACAUCAUCAAGAACUAAUUAAAUCUGCACAUAAAUAAAUAACUAAUGAAAUAAAUAUAGAUUCAGAAAAACAAGAAAUAUUUCAUAAUUUAAAUAAUCAAUUCUAUAAAUACAAAAAUGAUUUUAAUCAAAUUCAAAAACAUGAAUACUUUGCAAUUCAACCUAUAUUUCGAACACAUCUUGAAUUAGCUAUUCGAACACUUGAUAUAGAUUUACAACUAAUAGGGCAAAUUUUUAAUGGUAAAACAUUAACAGAUAUUAUUCCUAAUAAACCAUCAAUUAUAAUAAAAACAUCUUUGCAAUCUAUGACACCGAUUGAAUUACAAAUUGAUAAAGAUAUAACAUUGAUUCGUGAUAAUUUAUCAACAAUAGCUAUGAAUAUGAAAAAUUGUCAGACAAUAAUUCAUGAAAAGAAAAUAUCACAAGAUUUACUAAGAAUAGAUAUGGUAAGUUAUUAA
Messenger RNA from Rotaria sp. Silwood1, 1140 nucleotides. The record is from the annotation of a GenBank genome assembly. NCBI's taxonomy places the organism in Eukaryota, Metazoa, Rotifera, Eurotatoria, Philodinida, Philodinidae.